Molecule: messenger RNA, 915 nt
Organism: Nezara viridula (southern green stink bug)
Lineage: Eukaryota; Metazoa; Arthropoda; Insecta; Hemiptera; Pentatomidae
Source: the annotation of a GenBank genome assembly
AUGAGGAGAGGACCGUUCCAUCCCUACCUGGGAUCAGCAACUCCGGAGAAAAUGAAUAAGCCCAAACUAACCGUGAUAAAUCCGAACCCACACGUCAAGUCGGUGAUGAAGCUAUAUUACAUUAUGACCUACCUCGAGAGGAUGGACAGUACCAGCAAUUUGAUCACUCUUAUCAGCUCAAUGAUUGAUGACAAAAUAAGGUACUUGCCACCCGAGUUUCAAUCCACUCCACUCGACGACUGGUGCGGGAAAAACUAUGGGGGGAGUUAUGAACAUAGAUUCAAAGCAUCUUCGCAAAAGAGGUCUGCACUGUACUCACUCUCAGAGAAUUUAGCUACACACGUAACUAUAAACACUAACUUAAUGGGUCAGGCUCUCAGAGGUAACGAGGACUACAACAUCUUUUUCCAAGGGAUAUUCUUACAUACACAGAAUUACGUUGCGGAGAGUGCAAUUCGGAAGAUGAGAAUUUAUGACACAUAUGCAAUACCACUGAAUUGCCCUCACUGUACGUAUCAAAUUCUUAAUAAACCUAUAACACUAUCGAAUCCAAGCUCCUCUUUCUUAACUCAGAUUAGGGUGAAUUUCCCAGAGGCUUCUCUGAGUUCGGACAUGAUAGCUUCUAGUAUUAGGAUGUGUACAGCAGCAAUGUCUGUCUCGAUAGGAAGAAAGUUGGCUCAUUAUAGAAUGCACGAAUCGGAGGUCCACAGUGCACUUGAAUCUCUGAAGGGAGUCAAGACUGAAGACUCAACAGAAAGGACGAGUAGUAAUCUAAUGUCCGAAUUCAGAAGUGCCAAUCUCGACUAUGUCCUGGUUGGAAUGUUGCAGGCUAGCAAGCAUCUUCUCGAGUGUAGAAGGAUCUAUAGGAGAUUAUCCAAUCCAUUUGUUCGAGCAUUUAUCUUACCUCGUUAUUAA